Molecule: messenger RNA, 1493 nt
Organism: Diospyros lotus (date-plum)
Lineage: Eukaryota; Viridiplantae; Streptophyta; Magnoliopsida; Ericales; Ebenaceae
Product: UBP1-associated protein 2A-like
Exons: 7
Coding region: 155-1168 (337 amino acids)
Molecular function (GO): RNA binding
Source: RefSeq, a predicted model, not a curated record
AUCCCAAAUUCCUGUCGCCGAAAACAUCAUGUGUGCGAAAUACUGAGAGGGCAUCCGGCAGCUCUGAGCUGGGUAGCAUGAGCCCUGAGGAGCAGGUUUUAACCCUCAAAGAACUCGGGGAGAGAGAGAGAGAGAGAGAGAGAGAGAGGAUAGCAUGGAGGAUUUGAAGAAGAGGAAGAUCGAGGAAGAAGGCAACGGCCAAAACCCUUUCGCGGAUUCAACAGAAGAGAAGCUAAGGUCGUUGCUUGACCCCCUCCCCAAGACCCAGUUGGUCGAUCUCCUCGCUAAGCUAGGGUCCCAAUAUCCUUCUAUUGCUGAAGAAAUUAUAAGUAUUGCAAGUUCUGAUCCUGUCCACCGAAAGCUCUUUGUUCGUGGUUUGGCUUGGAACACUACCUCAGAAACCUUGUGUGCUGCAUUUGAAAUGCAUGGAGAAAUUGAAGAAGGGGCUGUAAUCGUUGACAAAACUACAGGAAAAUCUCGUGGUUAUGGUUUCAUAACCUAUAAAGACAUGGAGUCAGCUCAGGCUGCACUGAAAGCACCUAGCAAAUUGAUUGAUGGCCGGAUGGCAGCUUGUAACCUUGCUUGUGAAGGCUUAAGCAGUGCAAGCAUUCCACCUGAUCAGGCACAGAGGAAGCUUUACGUUGGUGGAUUGUCGCCAGAUACAACAAGUGAGAUGCUGCUUUUCUUUUUUGGAAGGCACGGUGAGAUAGAAGAGGGUUCAGUUGCUUACGACAAAGACACAAACAAAUCUCGUGGCUUUGGAUUUGUCACAUACAAGACAGUAGAGGCAGCAAGGAAAGCUAUUGAUGAUCCACAAAAGACACUUGGGGGGAGGAACAUCACUGUUAAGCUUGCUGAUAAUCACAAGAGCAAAAUGUUGCAAUCACAGCCGCCAGCAGCUAUGGUUCCGGUGCAAAUUCCAAUGGCAUCUGGAUAUGCGCAAGGUGGAAAAGCACACUCUGGUGCAGCCCCCGUAGGAUACACUUACCCUCAACCCGUGGCUCCCUAUGCUAGUGCUGCUUACCCUAGCCAUCCCACAGCAGCUGCACCAUAUCCGACCCAAUCUCAGAUUCCAUAUUCCUCAUUUGCUAUUAAAAAGGAUUCACUUGGACCUCCAGCGGCGCCACCUACUGGACUGAGUGGAUACCCUUACUACUAUGCCAAAUAACCAAUAAAGCUCAAUCAAAGCACUUAAUUGAAAAUAUGCAUCUGCUAAGGAGCUCAGGCAUCUUGAAAACCACCGAAAGCCAACCGUAGUAGUAGGUUUUAGGAGCUUUUGUAGUUGAGAUGUUUAUUUAUAGACCAAGCAUAUCAGGUUAAAAUGCUUAUGGGUUACAAUGUGAAGGAAUUUGCUCGUUGUAGUUAUAAUUCAAGGGAAGUUAGUUCUUUUAAUUUUUCCGGGCAGAUUGUUAUUUUGUUUUCCCACCUGCCUUUCUGAUAUUCUAAGGUUGGUAAUAGGUGGAGCUAAUGAAACUAAUUUUUAUGUUCCUGUA